Molecule: messenger RNA, 16155 nt
Organism: Fukomys damarensis (Damara mole-rat)
Lineage: Eukaryota; Metazoa; Chordata; Mammalia; Rodentia; Bathyergidae
Gene: Grin2b
Product: glutamate ionotropic receptor NMDA type subunit 2B
Exons: 14
Coding region: 63-4211 (1382 amino acids)
Biological process (GO): monoatomic ion transport; synaptic transmission, glutamatergic; excitatory postsynaptic potential
Cellular component (GO): postsynaptic membrane; postsynaptic density membrane; NMDA selective glutamate receptor complex
Molecular function (GO): transmitter-gated monoatomic ion channel activity involved in regulation of postsynaptic membrane potential; NMDA glutamate receptor activity
Source: RefSeq, a predicted model, not a curated record
GGAUUGGAUUUUGUGCUUCUGCAGCCACAAAAUGUCCCCAUCAUCUUACUCCCGAAUUAUUAAUGCCUUUUGUGGGAGUCGACAAGUUAAAGAUGAAGCCCAGUGCAGAGUGCUGUUCUCCCAAGUUCUGGUUGGUGUUGGCUGUCCUGGUCGUGUCAGGCAGCAGAGCCCGUUCUCAGAAGAGCCCCCCGAGCAUUGGCAUCGCUGUCAUCCUCGUGGGCACUUCAGACGAGGUAGCCAUCAAAGAUGCCCACGAGAAAGAUGAUUUCCACCAUCUCUCCGUGGUGCCCCGAGUGGAGCUGGUAGCCAUGAAUGAGACCGACCCAAAGAGCAUCAUCACCCGCAUCUGUGAUCUCAUGUCUGACCGGAAGAUCCAGGGUGUGGUCUUUGCUGAUGACACAGACCAGGAAGCCAUCGCCCAGAUCCUCGAUUUCAUCUCCGCUCAGACUCUCACCCCUAUCCUGGGCAUCCACGGGGGCUCCUCCAUGAUAAUGGCAGAUAAGGACGAAUCCUCUAUGUUCUUCCAGUUUGGCCCAUCAAUUGAACAGCAAGCUUCUGUAAUGCUCAACAUCAUGGAAGAAUAUGACUGGUACAUCUUUUCCAUCGUCACCACCUACUUCCCUGGCUACCAGGACUUCGUGAACAAGAUCCGCAGUACCAUUGAGAACAGCUUUGUGGGCUGGGAGCUAGAGGAAGUCCUGUUACUGGACAUGUCUCUGGAUGAUGGAGAUUCUAAGAUCCAAAACCAGCUCAAGAAACUUCAGAGCCCCAUCAUUCUCCUUUAUUGUACUAAGGAAGAAGCCACCUACAUCUUUGAAGUGGCUAACUCAGUAGGGCUGACCGGCUACGGCUACACAUGGAUUGUGCCUAGUCUGGUGGCAGGCGACACAGACACGGUGCCCGCAGAGUUCCCUACUGGGCUCAUCUCUGUAUCAUACGAUGAAUGGGACUAUGGCCUGCCUGCCAGAGUGCGAGACGGGAUUGCCAUCAUCACCACCGCUGCUUCCGACAUGCUGUCCGAACACAGCUUCAUCCCUGAGCCCAAGAGCAGCUGCUAUAACACCCACGAGAAGAGAAUCUACCAGUCAAACAUGCUCAAUAGGUAUCUGAUCAAUGUCACUUUUGAGGGGAGAAAUCUGUCCUUCAGUGAAGAUGGCUACCAGAUGCACCCGAAACUGGUGAUAAUACUUCUGAACAAGGAGAGGAAGUGGGAGAGGGUAGGGAAGUGGAAAGACAAGUCCCUGCAGAUGAAGUACUACGUGUGGCCCCGAAUGUCUCCUGAGACGGAGGAGCAAGAGGAUGACCACCUGAGCAUCGUGACCCUGGAGGAAGCGCCGUUUGUCAUUGUGGAAAGUGUGGACCCUCUGAGUGGAACCUGCAUGAGAAACACGGUUCCCUGCCAAAAGCGCAUCAUCUCUGAGAAUAAAACAGAUGAGGAGCCAGGCUACAUCAAAAAAUGCUGCAAGGGAUUCUGUAUAGACAUCCUUAAGAAAAUUUCUAAAUCUGUGAAGUUCACCUAUGACCUUUACCUGGUGACCAAUGGCAAACACGGGAAGAAGAUCAACGGGACGUGGAAUGGUAUGAUUGGAGAGGUGGUCAUGAAGAGGGCCUACAUGGCGGUGGGAUCACUCACCAUCAAUGAGGAGCGGUCGGAGGUGGUGGACUUCUCUGUACCCUUCAUAGAGACUGGCAUCAGUGUCAUGGUGUCACGAAGCAAUGGGACUGUCUCACCUUCUGCCUUCUUAGAGCCAUUCAGUGCUGACGUAUGGGUCAUGAUGUUUGUGAUGCUGCUCAUCGUCUCAGCCGUGGCUGUCUUUGUCUUUGAAUACUUCAGCCCUGUGGGUUAUAACAGGUGCCUCGCUGAUGGCAGAGAGCCGGGCGGCCCAUCUUUCACCAUCGGCAAAGCUAUUUGGUUACUCUGGGGUCUGGUGUUUAACAACUCCGUACCUGUGCAGAACCCAAAGGGGACCACGUCCAAGAUCAUGGUGUCGGUGUGGGCCUUCUUUGCUGUCAUUUUCCUGGCCAGCUACACUGCCAACUUAGCUGCCUUCAUGAUCCAAGAAGAGUAUGUGGACCAGGUUUCUGGCCUGAGUGACAAAAAGUUCCAGAGGCCUAAUGACUUCUCCCCCCCUUUUCGCUUUGGGACUGUGCCCAAUGGUAGCACAGAGAGGAACAUUCGCAAUAACUACGCAGAAAUGCACGCCUACAUGGGAAAGUUCAACCAGAGGGGUGUAGAUGAUGCAUUGCUCUCCCUGAAAACAGGGAAACUGGAUGCCUUCAUCUACGAUGCCGCAGUGCUGAAUUACAUGGCGGGCAGAGAUGAAGGCUGCAAGCUGGUGACCAUUGGCAGCGGCAAGGUCUUUGCUUCCACUGGUUAUGGCAUUGCCAUCCAGAAAGACUCUGGGUGGAAGCGCCAGGUGGACCUUGCCAUCCUGCAGCUGUUUGGAGAUGGUGAGAUGGAAGAACUGGAAGCUCUCUGGCUCACUGGCAUUUGCCACAAUGAGAAGAACGAGGUCAUGAGCAGCCAGCUGGACAUCGACAACAUGGCAGGCGUCUUCUACAUGUUGGGGGCAGCCAUGGCUCUCAGCCUUAUCACCUUCAUCUGUGAACACCUUUUCUAUUGGCAAUUCCGGCAUUGCUUUAUGGGGGUCUGUUCUGGCAAGCCUGGCAUGGUCUUCUCCAUCAGCAGAGGCAUCUACAGCUGUAUCCACGGCGUGGCUAUCGAGGAGCGCCAGUCCGCGAUGAACUCGCCCACCGCGACCAUGAACAACACGCACUCCAACAUCCUGCGCCUGCUCCGCACCGCCAAGAACAUGGCCAACCUGUCGGGCGUGAACGGCUCGCCGCAGAGCGCCCUGGACUUCAUCCGCCGCGAGUCCUCGGUCUACGACAUCUCCGAGCACCGCCGCAGCUUCACGCACUCGGACUGCAAGUCCUACAACAAUCCGCCGUGCGAGGAGAACCUGUUCAGCGACUACAUCAGCGAGGUGGAGCGAACCUUCGGGAACCUGCAGCUGAAGGACAGCAACGUGUACCAAGACCACUACCACCACCACCACCGGCCGCACAGCAUCGGCAGCACCAGCUCCAUCGACGGCCUUUACGACUGCGACAACCCACCCUUCCCCGGCCAGCCCAGGCCCAUCGGCAAGAAGCCACUGGACAUCGGCCUGCCCGCCUCCAAACACAGCCAGCUCAGUGACUUGUACGGCAAGUUCUCCUUCAAGAGUGACCGCUACGGCGGCCACGACGACCUGAUCCGCUCGGACGUGUCCGACAUCUCCACGCACACAGUCACCUACGGCAACAUCGAGGGCAACGCGGCCAAGCGGCGCAAGCAGCAGUACAAGGACAGCCUGAAGAAGCGGCCGUGGGAGGACCGGGCCGGGAGCAACUUCUGCCGCAGCUGUCCCUCCAAGCUGCACAACUACUCCGCGUCGGUGGCGGGGCAGAACUCGGGCCGGCAGGCGUGCAUCCGGUGCGAGGCCUGCAAGAAGGCAGGCAACCUGUACGACAUCAGCGAGGACAACUCCCUGCAGGAGCUGGACCAGCCGGCGGCCCCGGUGACCAUGACGCCCAACGCCCCCAGCGCCAAGUACCCCCAGAGCCCGACCAACUCCAAGGCCCAGAAGAAGAAUCGCAACAAGCUGCGCCGGCAGCACUCCUACGACACCUUCGUGGACCUGCAGAAGGAGGAAGCCGCCUUGGCCCCACGCAGCGUGAGCCUGAAGGACAAGGGUCGCUUCAUGGAUGGGAGCCCCUACGCCCACAUGUUUGAGAUGCCAGCCGCUGAGAGCGCCUUUGCCGACAACAAGUCCUCAGUGCCCACUGCCGGACACCACCACCACAACAACCCGGGCGGAGGCUACAUGCUCAGCAAGUCGCUCUACCCUGACCGGGUCACGCAAAACCCUUUCAUCCCCACUUUUGGGGACGACCAGUGCUUGCUCCAUGGCAGCAAAUCCUACUUCUUCAGGCAGCCCACCGUGGCAGGUGCGUCGAAAGCCAGGCCGGACUUCCGGGCCCUUGUCACCAACAAGCCGGUGGUCUCGGCCCUGCACGGGGCUGUGCCAGGCCGUUUCCAGAAGGACAUCUGUAUAGGGAACCAGUCCAACCCCUGUGUGCCUAACAACAAAAACCCCAGGGCUUUCAAUGGCUCCAGCAAUGGGCAUGUUUAUGAAAAACUUUCUAGUAUUGAGUCCGACGUCUGAGUGAGGAAAGAGAGAGGUCAAGGUGGGCGCGGGAGGGGUAGGGCUGUGGGUCCUGUGGUGCGCUUGUCACAGCCGGGUCAGGGAUGAACUUGGUUCCCACUUGCUCCUUUCUUCUUCUUUUACUUUAUUUAUGGGAUCCUGGAGUUCUGGUUCCUGUUGAAGGCAACCCUGGUGACCGGCACCAUCUCUCUUCCCUUUUGCAGUCCUCCCUUCCUCCCCGCAUCUGUCUGCCAUUUCUGGUCCCUUGCGAGAGGAUGAAGCAGGCCCUUGGCACAGGAGGGUGGAGAGGAGAAAGGACACACUCCGCGUAAGAGCGUGUCUUCCUAGCACAGAGGAGCUCUUUGGCAUGCACUUUGAGUGAGGCCAGGAAGAGCACAAGGCGGGCGCUUGAGCACAAGAGUAGCUUUCCCCAAACUGAUCUUUGCAUUUAGGCAGGGAAGCAAAAGCAUCCAAGUGGUACCAGUCAACAUCCAGCUUGUGAGUGAAAAGAGCCUUCUGCUAAGGUCUUUUUGCAUGGAUGACAUUUGCCGAGGCUCCUGUGCCCAGGCCGUGCAUGUUUCUAUAUAAGCCAAAGGAAGAGGUGUUUGCUGCAGCUCCAUGUGACUCAUAGUGGGGAACUGGAGUGAAAGGCCACUGGUGGAUGAGUGGGUCCCUAAGCAGACCGGAAAGUUCAUUAUGAUGGAGUUCCACAGUGUGUUGGGAGCCAGGGCAGGGGUCUUGUGUGGGCAUGUAAGUCCGGGUACGCUUGGGUGCCUCUAAAUGCAUACCUUGACUCCUUUUUCUCCCUAUUCCUGUGUAAUGUACUUGUUUUGGCUUAUAUACAAACAGAGACAGUCGUAUUACCUGGAUGUUGGCUGUCUUUCCCUUCCACCUUCCUGAAUUAGGAGAAUGGAAGUUCUUGACAAAGCUAAUGUGUUGGAGACCAAAAAAAAAAAAAGAAAGAAAGAAAGAAAGGAGAGAGAGAGAAAAAUGAGACAAUCCUACAGAAGCAAAGUACAACAAUUAUUUCUCAGUGAUUACCAGUGGUUUCAACCAGUUUAGGCCAAGAACUUUCCAGGAGGGCAAUAGGGAAAUAGAAGCAGCCAUAACUCUUUUGCCCAUACUUGAAAGCAAAAGAUUCUAUGAAAUUCUUUGAGCUUUUAGACCCCUGACAGGCCAAGGUUGGGGGAAUAGCUUGGUAAGACUUUAAAGAAGAGGGGAGUCCUGUGUGGUAGGGUAAGUGAGAGAGGGGGAUGUUUUCAGUGCUUUGAUCCCUUCUUACUUAACCUGGAGCUGGAAAACCAGGCCUCUUCUGCCUGAAGUGAUGAUGACAGAUAAGGGGAAACAGAUAGUAAGAGAAGCAAAGCCCCUGGAGCACAGCUCAGGAAGCCUGGAGAGAAGGGAAGAGACGUAAAGUGGGAAAGGGCCCACAGGAGACAUUCUCCCACCAUCUCCCUGGGCACGGCUCCCCAGAAGUGUGGCUGGAGCCCAGUGUGAGCACUCUUGGUAGAUGCCCUUCCACCCUCCUGUAACACCUCAGUUUCCUCUCACACUGUACCAUUCAAAAGUAAAUAUAUUUGUGUGCGUGUGUGCGUGCGUGUGUGCACAUGAAAGUCCAGGGACGAGGGUACAAGCAGACAUGUGCCCCCUUCACUUCAAGUUGGAAAAUUGGGAAGGGAAAGGAGUAUCUGUCACUACUGGUCCUCUAACUUGGGUAGGGGUGUGCUCUGGGUCUGUCCCACUGUCCUGCCAUCCUCCCCUCACUCAGGGUGGCAUCCAAAGAGCCCUGGGUCUGUCUGGAAGCUUGACCAAAGGAUCUGCCUUGUUGUGCACAGGACACAUAGACCAGAAAGGUGCUCACCCUCCUCUGGAAGAAAGCCACCAUGUCUCUUCACGUCCUCACUCCAAGGCUGCUCUUUGCCUUCCCGUCUGCCAUGCCUCGAGACCCUUCCUCAUUCCCUGCCCUUGACUGCUGUCCCCUCCCCACCUCCUUGAGUUUACCUCAGUAUCUUUCAUUUUAAAGCCAACUGAAGGCCUUGUAAAGCUGUUUUCUUUCUAAAACAAACGUGGGGGCAAGGGGCUGAACCUCUCACAGGUUUGGAGAGAGGAGCACGGAGUGCUUUACCUUAGAUUCAAGGAAAGACUUUGAGAGAGAGGAUGGAGGGUGUGAGGUGUCUCCAGGAGGAAGAAGGAGAAGGGCCAUAGGAACAUUGCUUCACCCUGGCUCUGCCCAAGAGCCAGGAGCACAUCCCCUCACUCUUCCUCUUACCUCACCCCUUAAAAUUAAAAAACAAUAAAUAAAUAAGCCAACUAACCUAGCGAACAGCAAUCUAGAACACAGGGGGCUCUGGUGGUCUCCACUGGUGACCGAAAUCAAGAUGGUGUUUAUUUCAUAUGUAAAUAUUUUGUUUUCUAAUUAAUUUUGUAUAGAUAAAGUGUUCUCUUGUGAGUAUUCAGGGUGUUGGGCUGGAGGGAGUGGGGUGGGGAUGGGAAUGAGGGGGAAAGUGUUUUGUUAUGGUUUUCCAUUUUCCCUUGGGGGAAUUGUUUUGUGUGGCUUUUGCUUCGGGUGUCUGGAGAAAGUGAAUGUGAAUGCAGGUUACUAUGGUGGAAAAGCCAGGGAAAAGUAAUUUGGGUCCACGCCCUUCCCCUCCUCCAGAACCAUUCUUCUUACUGGUGUCUGAGAAAUGUUCACCCACUGGGACCUGGGGUUUGCCAGGAUUAGUUUGUCUCUAAUAAAGCCAUGGUCUGACUCCUGUCUUCUGCAAAGACCAUAGGGGACCCACACUCUACAGAAGACGGGCUGGUGACACCAGAUUUUCCCUGUCAGUACCUAAGGUAGCAAAGGUUCCUGAAAGGGCUUAAAACAGAACUGAGGUCAAACGAACUUUCCCCUCCUUGUUGUGGCUUCUCAGAAAGCUCAUUGCUGAGGAAUCCCUGACAUUUAGUGACCAUCUCACUGCUCUGACCCUUUUCUUCUUAAUCUCCCCCAUCCCACCCAUAAAAAUCAGCUGUGCAAGUGCACUCCGAAAAUGUCCACUAACUCGGCUUUUUGAAGCAUAUGGUAAAAUCUGGUUACAAAGAGAAGGUGUGGAUAUGGAUCUUUCAGAUUCACACACUUUUCUAGAAGAAAUUGCCAGACUGCUUAAAUUACUUGACUAGGCAAUUCCCUUAGAAACACUGCUGAAGUUAAUUUUGGACGUAGAAGGAUGGGAAUGUGAGGGAUAGUGAUGAUGCUUACUUUAUCUUUGCCUUGUUCUCACUGCUGCCAUCAGGAAGGUGCUAUUUGCUUCAAGUCAGGUGUCCAUAACCUGAUCUUGGGUAAACCAGACAAAUAGAAUUUCCUUCAUGGGACUGUUGGCUUUCUGGGAGGUGGAAGACUCUCCCUCCCUCUCUUUACCAUGGGAUGAAAUUCCCAAAUCCACAUGCCUAGCAUAUUGCAUUUGUUCUUAUCCUCCUAUCAAGAGAAGCUAUCAUCUGGGUAAUUUCAUUUUUCUGAGCCCACUGUUCGGCCCACUUGACCACUCUCCUUCAACUGGAUGUUUAAAUUGAGACCAAGUAAAACAUUCAUGGCCUGCUCAAGAGAGUUUAAGGAAAGGAAAGCUGAGCAUUGUCAAGUUGUAGACAUUACUUAAUCCAGAGUAAGAAGCCAGUAAAAUGCAUGAGAAGGAGUUCAGCAGUAAGCCCCAAGUAUAUCACUGAUGCAAGUGGACCAAGGCCCAAACCAUUGAAAACUGUGAGAUUCUGUAGAUGCCCUCAGGAGCACCUGGUGUUCCCAUGUUCUUCAGAAUCCUGCUUUCUCUCGUGUGCUCUUCAUCCUACCCUUCCAUGGCGGAAGUGGGUCGGUGGGUGUGGCCCUGCAUCUCUCCUUUCAGUGGCAUUGCUGAAAUCUCAGCAUUUCCAUCAACCUCAAUAAUCUGACUCUUGAAUUUGCCUGAAUCAAGAAUGUGCAUAUCCUUCAGAGUGACCCAUGUGCAGUGGGCUUUGUUAUUUCCAAAGUUGUCACUGUGAGUCCUCAGCCAGAUCUUGGGAAGCAUCCUUACAAUGCAUUCCCCUGUCCUGGCCAUAGCCAUGUUGUGAUUUGGGGGAUUCCAUUAAAUGUUGGUGGUGUCAGUAGUGCCAAAAUGCAUGUGGAAUGUUAUAAAAUAGGAGUUGUCUAUACAGUUAAGUGAAUGUCACCCACUCCAUCCUUCAUGGCCAUCAGGAGAUGCCCAAGGGAGAAUUCUCUGCAGAGUGCUGGUCACUUGCACCUCUCACUUAAGAAAUAGGAUUACUUUGCUUUUGGCUUUCUGUUUGUUUUUUUAAAUAAAUAAAUAUAAGAUUUAGGGGCAAAAUAACCAGAUUGUUUGGGUAAUAGUUUUUGGAAAAGCUAUUCCUGAACUCACUUUAUUUUUUUAAUCACUGUCUCUAAAAAGGCCCUGUCCCUGCUUGACACACUGUGUGUGUUGUUUGGGUAUGUUAGGAAUGACUCAGAUGUGUGCAUAAAUAAUGUGGCUACAGUGCCAUUGAUGAAUGCAUUAGGCAUUUCCAGUAUUGUGAUCACACCUUAUGUGCUCUCCGAGCCCAAAGCCAUAUAGGAAAUGUGCGUUCAGUGGGCUGCUAACCAUUAUGUUUGAGCCUUUGCUCUCCUCACUUGACUAUCAGAGUUUCUUCUUCCUGUCUGAGAUGGACAGUCAUCAUGUAGCACUUCUGGCCUUACAUGGUAUAUGCUCCAAGACAUGACGUCUGGGUCCUAUAAUGGCUUUCAAACUGCUAGCUUCCCACACAGAUUGGUUGCUGUAGCACGGAGCUUGUCAUCUGUCAUUGAAAUGAAAGCAAUGCCAGGAAAAGUAACAUACUAAGCCAUAUUAGGGAUUUAUACAUUUAAACACCUAAUGUACAUUAGGAUUCUCAUUCCUUUUCCUGGGAAUAGGCUGUGAUACAAGAAAGGGAGAACAGAACACAGAGUAACAGAGCAGGGAGCAAGAAUACAGGUUCCAGAGGUGAAGACAUAUAAAUCACAUUUUGUCUCCACCUGUUUUUAUUUAGGGUCCAUGUGACAGUGGAAUAAGACUUUUACUUGGGAAUUAUUUUCAAUACACAGUCACACAGAGUGACAUUUAUAGAUUUCUAAAUUCAACACCUUGACGGGCAAGUUAAGGACUGUGACUUUACAAUGCUUCUCCUUCAUAACAGGACACUAAGGAAGCAGCUAGAAGAUCAAACUAUAAAGUAUAACAAAAGUUAAUUAUGCUAUCUGUUCCCUGCCCUGAUUCAGUUAUCUUCCCAUUAGCCUAGUUGCUCUCUAUUCUGUACGUCCCCUCCUCCAAACUGGUUGCCCAUACACACUGUAAAGGAGCCUUUUGACUACCAGGUGCUACUUAACCUGUGAGGAAAGUUUUUAGGUCUAUCAGAUGUUUGGGCCCAUAUUAAAAUGCAAACAAGUUAGUCUGCGAACUUCUAACAUUGAUCUAAAUCUAGGAUUUCAUUCUAGUGUGGGAUAUUUAUUAUUAUAUAAAAUCACAGGAUGUCUGAAUAUAUCCCACCUUCACCCCAUUUCAACCUCAUCCGUUUGAUCACACAGGGACCCUGUGCAUUCUGUGACUUAUAAUAUGUCCCUAUGUAUACCCCUGACAAAGCCCCCUGCCAAAAACAAAUUCCUUAAAUGAAAGUCACUGUUAUUUCUGUGCCUUGGAGAGACUGGUGAAAUUUAGGGCCUCUAGUUUACAAUAGUGAAGCACAGAAAAGGAAUUUUUCUCAGAGAGUGAUAACUUAGAAGUAACUCGGGGAAAGUGGGAAAAGUCAGCAAUCUUCCACAUCUCUCUGCCACUGUGCCCCUGUGUGUACAUGUCAGAGCCUGUCACAGGGAGGGCCAGCACUGCUCUGUGCUUCAAAAUGUAAUAAUCGCUGGUGUGAUGAUGAGGGCAAAGGCUCCUGAUGAGAACUGGAGGUGGGAAGUAGACUGGAUGCGAAGAAUUCCUUAUAGCCCCAGGACUCUACUGUGUCGCAUCUGUUUCGGCAAAGGUGAAAUGGAAGUCAGUGCAAGAAUUAAGGGUACAAUUAAGAAGCACAACACGAGGACCGUCAUCCUAAAUAUUUAGUUUCCAUGCUUUAAACUUGAACUACUUUCAUCUGUCAUUAUUUUAAUGUUGUGAUUUAGGAGAUGGAGCAGAAUCCAGUACUAUGCAGGGGGGGAACAAAGCAAAAACCUCUGGUGAAAUAUGUUAGUUCAAUUAAAUCAAUGACUACUGAGUACAAACUGUGUCCCUGGGCUAGUACUGGGAAGGAUAUAAAAGGUUUUAAAUAGAAUAUAUUAUGCUCACAUAGAAUAUAUGAAUGCAUAAGCAUAAAAUAUUUCAAUGUAUAUAAUAUUUGUGUGUCCACUAAAGAUUACACAUUCAGGUUUAAUAUUUUCUGGUUUCAGGGUAUGAAUCAAAGAUAUUCAUUAUGUUAUUUAAAAAAAAAAAAAACACUACAGAGGUUCAGCUGUCUACAUCACAGCCAAGUCUAGGCCUCUUCUUUGGGAAUUACUACACCUCCCAAAGCUGAAACUCUGAAAUUCCCUCCUGAAGGGCUUGGAGUUUUUCCAUCUUAUCUCCCUUCUUUCAUGAUCCUCUUUGGUCAAACCGUAGAUCAUCUAGCUUCGUUGACUUCCCUCUUUGGUCACAGGAAGACACAAGUGGCCUUGUGUUCCCCUGUGGCAUCAGUUCUCUUGCCAGAAAUCUCUUCUUCUGCACUCUCACCACACUAUUUUGCUAUUCAAUGCUAUUUCCUCACCCCCAUCAUCCACUACAUCUCCAAGAGCAGCACAAAUUCAAUUCGUUUAAUCUCACCUGCACCCCACCCGCCUUGGACAUCUGUUUUAUUUCUGCUAUAUUGACUACCUGUCACAGUCUCUGUUUGUUAAAUUUGAUUUUCCCUUUCUUUUUUUUUUCCAAUAGGCAAUCUUUUCUCCUAUGUUACCAAGACGAAGCAUCCCGUUUUGAAUUCUCACAUAACCUCUCUUCUCUGCCUUUCAGUGUCUCUUGUCCUUCUCUCAUCUGUCUAUUUCCUUUCCCACUCAGUGUUCCCCUUCCCUGUGCUCUAAAGCUACCUUCUGACCUCGCUGAAGUGGUCUCCAUCCUUCCAAUAGUACCUCUCUAUGUUGCAUCUUUAAUGCCUUGCACACACCUACCUGCAACUGUCUCAAAAAUCAAAUCCUACAAAUAUCUCUAAGGACAAAUCUCUCAGCUCAGUUAGACUCUUGAAUUUCUGUCCUAUCUCUAUUUUCUCUGCACUUCAAAACUUUUACUUUCUAUCUUCAUCACCUAGUUCUCCUGGCUUUUAUAACAGGGUUGCAACCUGGAAUGUCUGGAAACAUUCCAAUGAGCUUCUCUUUACCAAGUCCAAUAACUUGGUUUUUUAUUUACCCUUAUCUUUAUCCUCAGUGACAUGGUUUAGCCUGAUCAUUGUAAGACAGUGCAUUCCAGUCAUCUUAUCUCUCUCAUCCUCUCUGACCUCACUGCACCCUGCUUUUCCUCAGCAUUCACUUGCUCUGGUGACCGUGACCCUCUCUACCUUAUCUGCAAACAAGCUUCUUGUCUUGCACAACAUUAUUAAUUCAGAAUGAAAAUUAAUUUUAAAUCUUUACUCAUAGAUACUGUGUGCAGUUCAGUUUGGAGCACACACUUCCGGUCACCUCAUUUCAUAUUGACUCAAAUAUCCAAAACUAUCUCUGCAAGACAACAUAAUAAUCAAGUUCCCCUUUUGGUUAACGGGACCACCAUUCCUCUGUCACCAAACUGAAGCUUCACCACAUACCUGUGCCUCCUCCAUUUCUCUCCUCCUGCACAUAUAAUUAUUUGGAAAGGUCUGCUAAUUCUUAUCCCUAAAGUUUUACAGAUCCUUUUCAUUCAGUCUCUUCUCUCUAGUCAGGAUUAUUGCAAUGUGUUAUAGCAUGCUUCCAAGAAUUUAUAUCUGAGUCUAUUCUUUCCAGUUUUCAUUUUCCAAAUAUAAAUCAAAUUGUGUCAUCCUUCAACUCAAAAAGUAAUCUUUAAUGGGCUUCACUUGCCACAUUCUUCCAUCAAGCAUUACUUCUUGUAACUUGCCCUGUGUGUGUUUGGUCCCGGGCAAGAAGAGAUCACUUAACUUUCCUAUAGCAUCUGGUUUUCUUCCUUGUGUCUUUCUUUAAAUUAUUCCCUUUGCCCAAAAUGCUGCUAUCCCCAUCUUCCAUCUCACCCCUUCCUGCAUAAUAUCCAUUCCUUCUAUAUAACUCUCCAAAGACCAGAACAAGUAACCACCACAUCUAUUUUCCUUCACACUUUAUAAAUUUAAAAAAAUAAAAUUAGGCAUUUUGUGAAUGCUCAUAACACUGAUCAUCUUACUUUAUAGUUAUUUGGUUACAUGUUUACCUUCCCUGAUAGAUCCUAAAUGGGAAAUGUAUUUAUACAUCUUUUUGUCUCAUGUAACACCUACCUGAGUACCUUGUAUAUGAAAGGCACCACUAAAUAUUUGAUAUUAUUAUACAUUAUAACUGAAAAAGAGUCACUAUUUUGCCCACUGGAUCCUUGAAUCUGAAGUAAGACUUCAGGAAGAGAACUCUCUAGUAUCUCUCUGUUUCUCUACACAGAAUCACAGCAGUGCACUGCAUGCACACACUUCCAUACUGAUUAACAUUUCCGAUGGGAACGUAGAUUAUUUUAAAUUGCACUUUGUCCUUGGAAAUCAUUCUGUGACUGAUUUGUGGUCAGUAGAGUCUAUUUGGGAUAUUCUAUAUACGAGGGUAGCAGAGAGAGAGAGAGAGAGAGAGACAGACAGAGAGAGAGACAGAGAGAGAGAGAGAGAGAGAGAGAGAGAGAGAGACUGAGACUCUGACACACAUUCAUCAAAUGCUGGGACUCAGGAGCUGCUCAAAAGCAUUGAGUAGAGCUUGUAUCCAGAGACCACUACCGUGACUGAGCCUAACAAUACUUGGAUUGAUCUCUGUGUUGAAAAACCUCGUCCCAAUUCAGGGUCACUAGUCACACCACGUUCUGGCUCCCAAAUGAUGGUCUAACAGGACCGAUGUGUUUAGGAUCUAGCACCGGUAUUUCCCACGCCUGCAGUGACCAUGUCAGGUCAGACUUUGAGGAACUCUGUGUGCUGCUCAUGACUUUGUCUUGAUAAUGCUCCAUUUCUUUCCUGGACUCUGGAUUCUUACCCUCCCUUUAUUUUACAGGAACCCCUUCCCCCAAAGCAAAGAUGAGAGUUGAGGUAAUGUUCCAUUACCUCUGCUCUACACAUUUCAAAUGAAAAUCAGUUGGGAUUUAAAUGUGUUAGUUGAGAGAGAAUUCUAGUCUCUAAACUCUUUCUUUGGAAAUAUGAAGGAAUCUGUUACUAUGAGUUAGAGGACAUCGCUUCUGAUUUUACAGCUCUCCUGUUCUUUCAAUCUCUUAGCCCUGCUUGCUAUUACCCUGGUCUUUGGGUUCUACUUAGUGGUGUGAUCUAUUUGUUCUGGUUAAGAUCAGCUUCCUUUACCUCUCUGAAGAAACUCGCAAAGUUGAUACUGUCCUUUCACUUAAACUGCUUGGGUAACUGAUCAUGUUUUCUUUCCUUCUCCUGGCCAGCCUCCUCUAUAAAUCUCAUUAUGUCAUUGGCCAUGAAUUAUUCUCCUUUGGGAAGCAUCUACUGUCACUGUGUGCUAAUUUAAGCAUACUAUAGAAAACUGAACUAAGUUACAGGCAGUGACAAGUGUCUUUUUCAAAAAAGCAAACAAAGUCUAUUCUUCAUUGAGACAGGAGAGGGUAGAGAAAUUAUUAUUGGCAGGCUGGGGUAAAACUGGUGACAACUUGGGAGAUAUCUAAUAAAAUUUAAAAUAUAAGUCUAGGUGGAUAAUUUUUUUCGAAAGUCCAAUUACAUCUAAUAGUCUUAAUUCUGGGAAUGAGGAUAGUUAACAUUUUAGAGCAAAAUACAUCUCAUCACAUUGCAUUAUGAGGCUUAAAAAAUGAAAAAUAUUCUGAUAAUAGCUAGUACUAAGGUGGUAAAGCAGCCAUUCUCCAAAGAAAGACAUUCACGAAUCUCUGUUAGACCAAAAUCUCAUUCGGUUUUACCCAUGAAGUAUUUCUGUCUAUUUUUUUCCUGUAAGUACCUGUAAAAGAUAAGGGAUAUAGGAGGAAGGAAAAAACAGGAAGUCUGCAAUGGAGCUUCUUCUCAUGUCUAAAUAAAGCUGAGAACUCUUUGGUUACUGGCUUUGGUGGCAGUUUCAGAAAGUAGAGAACUCCCAAAGAGCAAGACCCACACCUGAUGACAUCUGGGUAUCCUUUCCUUUACUCACCUCCUGAGGGCUACCUUCACAACCACUUGUGGAGCGUAGAUUGCUUGGUCCAAUACUAAAAGUUCCAGAAAAAAUUAACAGCUUCCCAGGACAGUGUCAGAAAGAAUUGUACCCACCUUGAGAAGAAUAAGGAUGUGGUUCCAACCGAAUCUGUGCAGUCUCUUUGCAAGGCAUCUGGCUACAGGUUAUCUUUAAAUCCAGAUCCAGGCUCUUUGACUACAGCAUCCGAAGAGCUCUUGGUUUUUACCCUGGGACGAGAGGGAGGGACUCAUCCUACCUCUCCUCUGUGCAGAAUCUGAGCCACCUGGUCAUGAGUCCCCCUGUAUACCCUCUGCAGAAAGAGAAUUGAAGUUCCUGAGCUCCGAUGGGGGUGGGGCCUUGGAGGGUGUGACCACAGGGACAGGGGUGAUGCUUGCCUCUCUUAGAUAAGGACAUUGCCUGUUUCCAGAACAGAUGUUUUUUCCCCUAAAUUUUUUUUUUAAAUAAUGCCUGAAACCUCAGUCCUAUUCAGCAUAGUUUGUGUAGUUAACUGCCAUUGUUACAUUUGAGUCAUAGUUGAUCAUUUCUUUUGAAGUCAAUGGCUAUUUUAGUGUUCCCCUUGCACGUGACAUAAGAAACAUCUGCAAACCAGUGAUGAGGCCUCUCUAUUGCCUCUGGCUGAGUUGUGCUCUCGGUAAUUUAUUAACUGCUUCCAUCUAUUCACCAAAGUAGCCAAACUACACCUAAUUAGAUAGUCUCUUUGCCAUGAGUGUUCUAAGGUCUGCACACACACACACCCACACACACUCACUCAUGCUGAUGUGCAAAAUCAUAAUGACAUCCCAAUUGCUAAUACCACUUUAUGGUUAAUAAAAGUAUUCUUUGAGUACUUUAAGGAAGAGAUAUUACAACUUAUCCAGUUUAUUCUCUCUUCCUCUACCUAGCUGUGGAUCACUGACAUCUCAAGAUUUGACAGAAAUAUACAGGCUUUACCUGAAGGGAGCAUAUUCUUUGUACCGGAACAACCUAGUCACCCUGCCAACCAUCUUGUCUUACCCUAGGAAUCCAUGAAGUCUCUUGAUGUCCAAUUAGUGGAUCAGUGCUAAGAUGGUGGAGAAGCAGAAGCCAGUCUUUCUGAGAACAGACAGUCCCGUCGCUUAGAUACCUUCAUAACCUGUGUACCCAUAUCUACUCUUUCUUUGAAGCAACAUGAGCAGAAGUAGAGAGUCCUGUUCUCAGUGGUGACAGGAAUAGGGGUGAGUGUCUUGUGCGACUAGUUAUUUGUGCAUUCUACUUCUCCCAGAGUCAAGAAGAGGGAAAGUGGCCAGACUUCAUGUAGGAAGGAAAGGAGGAGGGUAAAGAAGCAAAUAGGUAGCGCUUUUAUUGAGAAAAAUAUAAAAUAUUUUAAAAUGCUCCAUCUUUGAUAUGAAUACAAUUGGAAGUCAACCAGGGCACUUAAAGCUGUGUUUUCUUUCAUUACCUUUUCAUUUCUUACAUUGUCUUCUCUUUCUCAGUUUGUAGAUCUUGAGGUAUUUUUGUACCCUAAGUUAGCUCCAAGGAACGCACACACACACACACACACACACAUGCACACACACACACACACAAUAUUAGGAUGAGAAAUUGAGAAAUUGUGUGCACACAGUAUUUUUAGCUUUAUUAAGUUUAUUGGUACAUUUCAGGUAUACAAUACAGUUACAUUCAUCAUUGGGAUCUUGU